This is a messenger RNA of Symbiodinium sp. CCMP2456, 639 nucleotides long. Lineage: Eukaryota; Dinophyceae; Suessiales; Symbiodiniaceae. The record is from the annotation of a GenBank genome assembly.
AUGCUGCUCUGCCGGUGCGGCGUUGGAUUCCUUGCUGGCGUCCUCAGCAUGAGGGGUAUCCGAGACAUCGGCACUGUGACGCGUGCAAGCUCGAAGAUGGAGCAGCUGACCGCAGCAAAGGCACUAAUUCAGAAGCUGGAGAAGCAGGCGGUGAUUUCAGAUUAUGAACGGGAGAAGCUCGAGGCAAUGGACGAAGAGGUGUUGAUGAAGCACACGGACCAACCGGAUGAGCAGAGAGUCUUAUACGACUUGCAGUACCGAGCAGAAAAUUUGUGCAACAAACGUUUUGUCGAGCACACGCGAAAUUCGCCCAUGCUUGAUUACGAGCACGGACACAAGCCGCACCGAAGCGUCUUGGCCGCAGACGCCCUGCACUCCCAGGUGCUGCAGCAGCAGGCUGCUCCGGAGUGGGCCUCGUCCCUGGAGACUCAACCAGGGGAUCUUUCCGUGCUGGUCAUCGCCAGCGCUGGGCGCCAGGAGAUGGGACAUCAAGGUUCUUCUCGUGCAUCUCUCGAAGCUGAUAGUGGGAGCAGCGGGCAAAUACGCAGUUACAUGUGCCAAGCGGGUUCCAGCCAUGUAGCCGCACCUCGGCUUGUUGUUUGCCUCUUGCUCAUUAAGAUCUACUCACCUAGCUCGUAG